GCCAAUUAACUUCCUCAAUCAUUUUUGGUUUUCCAAUUUUUGCUUUCGUUUUAAAAAAUGUUAUAUUAAUGCUGGAUUAAGUUUAUUCUGAAUUUUAAACUUCACAAAGAAAGGUUGUCAAUGUGAGUCAUGUCAGUCGGCAUUAGAGUUGUUCGUGGUCCAGACUGGAAUUAUGGCGACAAAGAUGGAGGAGAAGGUCACGUAGGAUCAAUCAUUGCUGUCAGUCAAGAUAAUACAUGUGACGUAGUAUGGGACAAUGGCCGUGAAAUGAAGUGUAACAUCGGAAAAGGAGGAAAACGUGAUCUGAGAGUCGUUGACAAUGCACCAGCAGGUGUGAAGCACUUAGGUGUACAAUGUGACGAAUGUAAACAGAGGACUGUAAUAGGAACACGUUGGAAGUGUUCCGUAUGUGACGACUACGAUUUGUGUACUAUUUGUUACUAUGGUGACAAACACAAUCUGAGUCAUCAGUUUUUGAGAAUUAACAAGCAGUCGAGUAAACCAAUAAAGCUUCCUAAGAGAGCAACGUCACAGAGAAUGAGAGCCUUGGGGAUAUUUCCAGGAGCUGUGGUAUUACGGGGUAAAGAUUGGUCCUAUGGAACACAAGAUGGUGGUCAAGGAUCAGAAGGCAAGGUCACGGAAAUAAGAAAUUAUGGAGGCGACACUGGUGCAAGGAAUGCGGUCAAGGUCACAUGGAAAAAUGGAGAAGUUAAUGUUUAUAAAUUAGGAGCUGGUGGAAAAGUGGAUCUUAAGUUUAUGGCACCAGGAGUGGGAACAGAUUAUUACAGGGAUCAUUUGGAUAUACCUGAUUCGUCCGCCAGAAUAACAAGGGAGACAAGUACGUUUGAGGGGAACGAGAGUAGCACUGAAGAAGCGGAGACAUCUUCUGUAGACACAGUGUUACACGUAGGAGAUCGGGUGUGCGUUUUCAUUCCUGCUGAAGACUUAAAACAAGUGCAGCGUGGACGUGGUGGAUGGAGCAUGCGUAUGACUGAGUGUAUCGGACGGAUAGGAAAAGUGAAGAAUAUAGAAUCAGACGAAAUCAUCGAAGUUGAAUAUGAUGGCAAUACAUGGCAAUUCUACCAAGGAGCACUUAGAAAAGUUUAUGACAUUAAACCGGGAGACACAGUAAAAAUCCUUAGUGAACCAAAUACUGUAGAAUUGUUACAGAAAGGUCAUGGUGGGUGGGAAGAUGCAAUGAUAAAGGCAUGUGGGAAGGUUGGAAAGGUCGAGAAGAUAGACAGUGAUGGUGAUGUUGUUGUACAGUUUGGUCAGCAAGUCUGGGUCUAUAGCCCCGCUUCUAUGAUACCUGCUCCAGGAAAGAAAGUCGAUACACUUGAAGGCAAACAAGAAACAUCUUUUGCAACUUCAAGACGUGGUGCUGAGAAUGUUCAAGAUGACCUUGCAGAUAGCCUUGCUCGGUUGGUAGCUAACCUGGUGGUGUUAGGUCAUCAACAAAGACUCCAAACAAUUGGUCCAGAGCAAAUGAUACAGGCGUGUGCUAAAGGCGAUGUUGCAUCAGUGCAACAACUUAUAAAAAUGAAGAAAGAUUUGGUCAAUUGUAAGUUUAAGGAUUUGACGCCAUUAAUGAUAGCAAGUCAUGAAGGACAUAUGGAUAUUGCUAAAUUAUUAUUAGCCAAUGGUGCUACCAUCAACACAAAGACUAGCGAAAAUAAUACAGCACUACUUACAGCUGCAGCAGGUAAGAAAGAAAUGCUGGCAUUGUAUUUGGUUUCCCAAGGGGCAACUGUUACAGAAAUUGCUAAAAAUGGAAGAAGUCUUGCUCAUCACGCCAGUUAUUGUGGAAUGUUUGCUCUUUUGAAAGCUGUUUUAGAAAAAGGGUGUGAUCCCAACGUGCAGGAUAUUGAGGGUGAUACUGCUCUUCACGACGCCAUUGCUAAAGGACACGAUAGAGCAGUCAACAUUCUACUGAGUCAUCCGAAUAUCGACAUGACCCUUGUAAACAAGAAAGAUUGUCAUCCACUUAUGUUUGCUGCUCUCAAAGAAAAUGAAUUUGCGGUAGAAAAGAUUCUGGAAAAGUCUCAAAGUUUAAUGAAGAUGACAAAGUCAGACGGGAAAUCAGCACUGCAUAUUGCUGCAUUCAAUGAUCAUCGACAGGUUGCGUCUAUUCUUAUAUUAAAGGGUAAAGCAAAUGUGAACUUUAAGGAUAAACAAGGAUUGACACCUCUCCAUUUAGCUUGCCAUGAAGCUUACUUUGAUAUGGUCAAGUUGUUGAUGCAGAACGGAGCUGAUGUUAAUAUAAAGGAUAAUGAUGGUGAUACACCUUUACAUCUUAUUCUUGGUAUUCAACAGAGACCACCGGUGACUGGGCUUCUUGGUUUAAUGCUGAUGGCCCAGCCAAAUGAUGACAAUGAUCGUUUCAAAAUAGCCUGUUUAUUAAUGGAAAAUAAAGCAAAUAUCCAAACGACCAACAACAACGGUAAAACACCUCUUCAAGUUUGUCGAAGCCAAAGAGUAAAGAAUGCAGUUGAAAACUACCUACGACAAAAGCAACCGCAACAACAGAAACCAGCCACUACACGGGGAGCAACGGGAGAUCCAUUUGUAGACUUACUGGCGGCAUUGCUAGUUAAGCCGUGUGCAAAUUGUAGAGAGAAUGUUGCUAAUGCAAAGUUUGUACCAUGCGGACACAAAAUAGUAUGCGAAGAGUGCAGUCUGAGAUUUAAUGUGUGUCCACAGUGUAGGUCACCAGUACAAGCAAGGCUUGAUAAUCAAGGAAGACGGAUUGUUCUUGAAGAUCCUUGUCAAGUCCAAUGAGUAAACAGAACUGUGAAAAGUUAAAGUGAUAGUUUUUUGUUGUUGUAUACAGUGUUAUCUGGAUUUUAUUAAUCAAUAUUUGAUUAUUAACAAAAUGUAUUACUGAUUAUUAAAUAUAUUUCUUAGUUUAUUCCUAGUUUAGUGGCUAAAAUAAGAAACGUGACGUAUACUUUGAACCAACUUAUUUUCGCGAUUUAAUUUUGUGACUUUCGCGAAUAGUAAAAACGCGAAUAUAAAUCGUCGUGAAAAUUUAUUUCCUUAUCUUACACAUAAAGAGAAUUAGAAAAUCGUGAAAAUAAAUCGCCGCGAAGUGGGCUAGAAAGGGCUAAACGCAAAAUAAAGUAUCCGCGAAAAUAAGUUGGUUUACAGUAUUUCAGAAGAGUUUAGUUAUUCAGUCUAACAAUGUUUAAUAUUGACAUAUUUCUUUUACAUUGAAUGUCAUGUAUACGAUCUAUUUGCACAUCUUCCUUAGCUACAUGAAUUAUGUCGGAUUCAUGUCCAUUGAAUGAUGUAAUUGCUUCUUGCUGUUUUCUUAAUUAUUUUUUUUAGAUUAAAUAAGAAACUAAGUUCACCGUAUGUAAAUCCGAUGUCGUUUUUUGAUGUCUUAUUAUCUUAAAGUAAACUAAUUGUUUAGUUUUCUAUUUGUUUGUGACUUGCAAAUCAUAUAGUAAGUUUUAUUUUGUAUAUAUCGUGGUGUUUGCUUGGUGUAAAAUUUACAUUGUUCAUAAUAAAACAAGCCUACUUAUGUUAAUUUGAUAGUUGUGUAGCUGACUCAAGCAACUAUGUUCUCAUAUAUAAAGUGGCUUCUGUUCGUUUUAUAUUUAGUUAUCAGAUUCAUAUUGCAAAAGGCACAUUAGAAGUAAAAAGCUAUAUUUACUUCUAAAGUGGAAAGAAAUUAACUUAUGAAAGAUGACUUGCUUGUCUAUUUUUUGCCAGAGGAACUUUUUGUUCUUUUCGCUCAAUUGAAAAUAAAAAUGUCAUAAACAAUAAUAAAUGAACGGGCAUCUAGAACCUAACUUUUGAAAGCUUUUUGCCACAAAGAGCGAGGGUAAUUUAUACGUAGGGAAGAAACUCUCUAGUAUUAGGCAAAUAUGAAAGUUUUAAAAAUUAUUAUGCCCAUGAUAAAUCAUGUCACACAAAAAUGCUCAACACAUAAAUGUUGGCUGAUGAUAACAUCCGGGAGGAAAUUUUACUUAAGGGGGCUAGCGGGUCUAAAUAUUUUUUUUUAUUCAAUAUAGGAUUUUUCUAUAUUUUUUAAUAAAUGAAGUCUAUCUUAUUUUUAAUAGAAAAAUGAAUAAAAAAAAUGGGAUACCGUUCAUUUACGCUCACAAUCUCCCUUCGAAAGAGGCCUACAUUUUUGUUAACGUUCUAUUAUUAUGUUAAACUAAUAGGAGAAAUGGCGGUAAUAUCGAAAUAAAAAAAGAUCUAAAUUACAGAAAUCUAUUAAAUUUUACAAUUAUUUAGUUUAUGUACAGCUUGUUCGAAAACAACAAUAAAAAUAUAGGUAACCGAUGAGUUAAAAAAGAUAUUUCAAUUUUAAUGCCAAAAAUGGUAUUUUUGCACCAAAGGCAGGUAAUUUGACGGUUUUUCAAAUUAUAUCUACAUUUUAAAAGUUACCCGGGGCAAACACAAAUUUAUUUUUUUUGGAGCGAUUUUUGUACCAUAUGAUAAAGUAACAACUAAUAAAGGUAAUAAAUAAAAUUUGUAAUGAAAAAUUAA
Messenger RNA from Mytilus trossulus (common blue mussel), 4497 nucleotides. Its product is annotated as E3 ubiquitin-protein ligase MIB2-like. The transcript has 19 exons. The record is from RefSeq and is a predicted model, not a curated record. Gene Ontology annotation, molecular function: protein binding; ubiquitin-protein transferase activity; zinc ion binding. Lineage: Eukaryota; Metazoa; Mollusca; Bivalvia; Mytilida; Mytilidae. Gene Ontology annotation, cellular component: cytoplasm. Gene Ontology annotation, biological process: protein ubiquitination. The coding region runs from base 130 to 2778 and encodes 882 amino acids.